AUGCUUCCUUUUGCUUUAUUUUGCAGGUCAGUGCUGACUGUUGCUUGUGAACAAACUGAAGUCCUGCUUUUUGAUCCAAUAUCUUCAAAACAUAUUAAAACUCUCUCUGAAGCUCAUGAAGACUGUGUAAAUAACAUCAGGUUUCUAGAUAAUCGACUGUUUGCAACUUGUUCUGAUGACACUACAAUAGCACUUUGGGAUUUAAGAAAGCUGAAUACAAAAGUAUGCACUUUACAUGGUCACACCAGCUGGGUUAAGAACAUUGAGUAUGAUACCAAUACAAGACUGCUAGUAACAUCAGGAUUUGAUGGAAAUGUGAUCAUCUGGGACACAAACAGGUGCACAGAAGAUGGGUGUCCUCACAAGAAGUUUUUUCACACCCGUUUUCUUAUGAGAAUGAGGCUGACACCAGACUGUUCCAAGAUGCUGAUCUCUACUUCCUCUGGAUAUCUUCUGAUUUUGCAUGAUCUUGAUUUGAAUAAAUCUUUAGAGGUUGGCAGCUACCCAAUUUUAAGAGCUAGGAGAACUACAUCCAGUUCAGAUACAACAUCUACGAGUUCAUCGGGUUCUCGAGCUGCGAGUUCACCGUGUCAGCAGAACGAUUCAGGUCUGUUGUUUGAGAAACACAUGUCACGGCCAUCACAGCGAGAAGGUGGAUCACCUAGAAAUAGUCUAGAGGUUUUAACACCAGAAGUUCCUGGAGAAAGAGACCGUGGGAACUGCAUUACAUCGCUUCAGCUCCAUCCAAAAGGGUGGGCCACGCUUCUGCGGUGUUCAAGUAAUACAGAUGACCAGGAGUGGACCUGUGUCUAUGAAUUCCAGGAAGGAGCCCCCGUGCGUCCUGUCUCUCCUCGUUGUUCUCUGCGAUUAACUCACUGCAUUGAAGAAGCCAAUGUGGGCCGGGGAUACAUCAAAGAACUCUGUUUCAGCCCUGAUGGUCGGAUGAUUUCAUCCCCACACGGCUACGGGAUCCGCCUGCUGGGAUUCGACGCGCAGUGCAGUGAACUCGUUGACUGUUUGCCCAAAGAAGCUAGUCCCUUACAGGAGAUCCGUUCCCUCUACUCGCACAAUGAUGUGGUACUGACAACAAAGUUUUCUCCAACGCACUGUCAGAUUGCCUCGGGGUGCCUUAGUGGACGUGUUUCUUUGUACCAGCCAAAGUUCUAGGGACAUCCAUUCAUCAACAGGAACUCCAGUUGUUUGUGUUAAUUACUUCAGUUUAGUUGAAGUGUGUUCUUGAAAUCGUAUAAAUUCAGAUAAGAUCAUAGUUACUAUGGUCGGUGAACAUAGCAGUGAAGC
Molecule: messenger RNA, 1299 nt
Organism: Tinamus guttatus (white-throated tinamou)
Lineage: Eukaryota; Metazoa; Chordata; Aves; Tinamiformes; Tinamidae
Source: RefSeq, a predicted model, not a curated record